AUGUCUUCAUGUUUUCUCUUGUCUUCGUUUAUUUCUAGAAUUUAUCUCAUGCCUGAUGAAAGACGAUAUUUGCAGUCGAAGCUGAGGAAGAAAACUUGCAACCCAAAGUUUGAGGAGAGCUACGUAUUCCAGGUUUCGCACAAAUCAUUUGAUGAUCGAGUCUUAAAGUUUACAAUGUUUGAUGUCGACCGUCACAAACGUCACAAUGUUAUUGGCCACGCCCUGUUUCCCUUGAAGGAGUAUGAUUUUGACAAUAAUGUCAGAAUGGUCAUCUGGAGAGAUCUGGAGAAAGAAGUCUCGGAGUCGACAUCAGACAAGGGUGAGAUUUACAUUGCCUUGUCGUACAACAGUCACCUGGAGCGCCUUACUAUCGGAAUUUUUGAAGCCAAAGGAUUGAAGAAUUUCUUUCCUCUUUCUGCUACUCUAAUUCUUUUUCUUCUUUUUUUUUCUUCCACCCUCUCUUUCCUUUAUUCUAUUUCUUUCUCAUUACUUUUUUUCUUUCGUCUACUCCUCCCUCUUGUUUUAUUUUUCUUUCUUUUCUCUCUUUCUUUUACGCUAUGCUAUUUUCACAUUCUUUUUUAUUUCUUAUCUUUACUUUUUCUGUCUUCCUUUUUCUCUCCUUUCCAAUAUUUUCUCUCCGCUAUUUUUCUUUCUUCUUCUCCUUCAUAUACUUUCUUUCGUUCUUUCUUUCUUCUUUCUCCUAAUCUUAUAUUUCUUCCGCAUUGUUUUUCAUUUUUUUCUUUCCUUUCUAUCUUCACGUUUUUAUUCUUUUUCAUUGUUCACUUUUCUUUCUUUCUUUCUUUCUUUCUUUCUUCUGACCCUUUUCCCCUUCAUUUAUAUUUCUUUCUCUCCUCCCACUCUUCCUCCUCACUCUCACUAUCUUCUCUUUCAAUUUUUUUCUUUCUUUCUUUCUUUCUUUCUUUCUUUCUUUCUUUCUUUCUUUUUUCCUUCAUAUUGUAUUUCUUCAUUUUUUGUCUCCUCCUUCUUUCUCAACUUACCUCCUACUCUUAA
Acanthosepion pharaonis is the source of this 1011-nucleotide messenger RNA. The record is from the annotation of a GenBank genome assembly. Lineage: Eukaryota; Metazoa; Mollusca; Cephalopoda; Sepiida; Sepiidae.